AUGUCAAUUGAUUUAGUUCAAAGUCAAACUACAGUUGUUACUGGUAGUGUUCUAGUUGAUCCUUUUCUUGAACUUAGUGGUACAGGAAUAACAACUCCGGCAUUACAAAAAUCAAAUAAAUUAGAUUCAUCAUGUGUAACAAAUGGAGCGUUAAUUGGUUCAAUUAUUGGUACAUUAUUAUUAUCAGCAUUGAUUGGAUUUCUUACAUGGUUAAUUUAUUUACGACCAAAAUUUAAAGAACUACAUUAUAAACAUAUGUAUGAUAAUCAUAAAAUAAAAAAUUUACAACAACAUCAUCAAUUUGCUGUUUCGUCUUCAUUGACUCCUAAACGAAAACAAAAGAUCAACGAUGAUCAUAAUGCUAAUCCGUUACCACUUGAUGUUACUGCUUAUAAAUUUGGUACAUUUCCAUUUCGUCAUUCCCAAACUUCAAGUAUAAAUAGUCAUUAUAAUCGUAUUGAUUGGUUAAAUCGUAUUUCAUCUUCAUUUCGUUCAGUGAAUAUGGAUCAAGAUUUCGAAAUGAUUGAUAUUGAAUUAUUAGAUCCAACAUUUGGUGGUCUUAAUUUUAGUAUCACAGGAAAUAUGCGUGCAGGAAUAUUUAUUAAAGAAAUACUUGAUAAAAAUUUUUCACAAGCUCAAAAAAAAUCAAAUUCAGCAUCGAAUCAAUUAGCUACAGGUGAUCGUAUCAUGGCAUUAACUGUAUGUUUCGAUUCGAUUGUGUAUGAAGAUGCAUUAACUAUUCUUAGUUAUGCAUCACCUUACCCAGUUAUUCUUCGUGUACAACGUCCAUUAAAUCAUACACAAGCUAAUUCAACAAUAGAAAAUCGGCCAAUAGCAGUGAAUACACCAAGCAAAGUCAAAUGGCGAGAUGAUUUUGAACAUUACGAUAACGAUACACCGAUUAAUCGUUCUUUCGUUCAACCAAAUCCACCAUUACCACCUUCGACUAAUCUAAUACCGCAAACUCCACUAAAUUCUCGAGCUCCUCCUACAACACCGAAAACUCGUUCUUCAUCGAAAAAAACUCGUUCAAAUGCGAAUACUCAACCUCGUGUAAACAAUAAAUCAUCUUCGACAAAUAAAGGUAAUAAACUAAAAACAUCAUCGAAUAGUGUUUUAGCGGCAUCUGGAGCUACAACAAAACGUUGUAAUAAUGAUAUAAAAAAACAUCGAUCAAAAAUACAUGAUAAUCAACGUACAUUAACUAAUCAAAUGAUGUUAAUGUCAACUGGUUUAACUGCAAAACCACCCAUUAAAACAGCAACACCAUCAACAAAUAAAAAAACAAUAAAACCAAUACCUGAUUCAGUUAUUUCAUAUCUACAUUACAAAGGUGGUGUUGGCGGCGAAAUAGAACAGACAACAGAUGUACUCAAUAAUUCUGAAGCAACAAUCAUUCCCUAUUAUGAUUCACCAUAUGAUUAUUGUCAUGCUGAUCAACUUUCACAAUAUCAAUAUCUUCAUCAAUCACAUUUGAAUAAGAAUAAUAAUAAUAGCAUAGCAACUGAAUCUUUAACAGCUGUAACACCGAAUGAAUAA
Molecule: messenger RNA, 1539 nt
Organism: Adineta steineri
Lineage: Eukaryota; Metazoa; Rotifera; Eurotatoria; Adinetida; Adinetidae
Source: the annotation of a GenBank genome assembly